This is a messenger RNA of Vitis vinifera (wine grape), 1121 nucleotides long. RefSeq names its product CBF4 transcription factor (gene CBF4). Gene Ontology annotation, biological process: regulation of DNA-templated transcription. Lineage: Eukaryota; Viridiplantae; Streptophyta; Magnoliopsida; Vitales; Vitaceae. The coding region runs from base 96 to 752 and encodes 218 amino acids. The record is from RefSeq and is a predicted model, not a curated record. The transcript has a single exon. Gene Ontology annotation, molecular function: DNA-binding transcription factor activity; DNA binding.
AUCUCCACACAAAAAGGGCUUCACUCAGCACUCAAAUCAGUUACCGUUCUCCUUAACUGCUCUUACUAAAUCUCGACACUUCAGUCUUCACCGUUAUGAAUACUACUUCUCCACCAUAUUCCGACCCUCACCCGCUCGUAUGCAAUUGGGAUUCCCUGAAUUUGCCUGAUUCUGAUGGAGGCAGCGAAGAGUUGAUGCUGGCCUCCACACACCCGAAGAAGCGGGCUGGGAGGAAGAAGUUUCGGGAGACGCGGCACCCUGUGUACCGCGGCGUGCGGCGGAGGAACUCCGGGAAGUGGGUAUGCGAGGUGAGGGAGCCCAACAAGACGUCCAGGAUAUGGCUGGGGACGUUUCCGACGGCGGAGAUGGCUGCGCGCGCGCACGACGUGGCGGCAUUGGCGCUGAGGGGACGUGGGGCUUGCCUCAAUUUUGCGGACUCUGCGUGGCGGCUGCAUGUGCCUAGCUCCCGCGACGCCAAGGACAUUCAGAAGGCGGCAGCGGAGGCGGCGGAGGCGUUUAGGCCAAUGGAGAAUGAUGGGGUUAUGCAAGAUGAGAGGAGGGAAGAGAGUGAGGUGAGGACGCCGGAUAAUGUGUUUGUUAUGGAUGAGGAGGACGUUUUUGGAAUGCCGGGUCUGCUGGUGAAUAUGGCUGAGGGUCUGCUGAUGCCUCCGCCGCAUAGCGUGGCGGAUGGCUACGGUGGAGAUGACAUGGCGGCGGAUGCUGACAUGUCGUUAUGGAGUUACUCUAUUUAGUAAUUAGUCUAAAGAAACAGAGGGUAGGUGGGAGUUUAGUAGAAUUAACUAUUAGCCCGUACUUCAUUUUUUGGCCAGUACGGAGAUAUUAAUAUGUAAGAAAAAGUAAGAGAAAAUCCCAAAAGUGGGAGGUAAAUCCGGUGGUUGGUACGUGGCGGUUGGCAUGAAGGGAUCAAAUGGACCAUUCCCUAAUAAUAUCGCCAGCGAGUGUGUGGAAAGCUACGGAAAGAGCUUGUUUCAGCUUUUAAUGCCUUGUGGUUUGGAUGCAGAUAAAGAGAGUGGUUUUGAUAAAAUGCUUUGCUAUGUAAUUAAAUAAGCAAAGUCAUAAUGUAAUCUAAAUGGUAUUGAAUGGAAUGGAAGUGAAUCCAA